AGGACCUCCCGAACAACUUGCAACUGUUUACAAUAUGACCCUUUUCAUUUAUGAACCGAUGGUGAGUACACGGCACUAGCCGUUGUAGUGACAAGCUGCCUCAUGCGUUCACUGCUGUUUCUCCAUCGUAGUCAACAUUUUUUAGAAGGUUUUAGACAAUCACUAUGCAGCUAGUUACGUUACGCAUUAUCCCGUAGAUCAUCAGAUCCUCAUGGAUGUAAUGUUUUUCACGCGCUAGUCUUUUACCCCGAGUUCAAAUUUUGUAUGGCCAUCUUGAUGGGAUGAGUCAUAAUCUAUUUAGUAUUUUCCGUUUAUUUGACGCGCUGACGUGAUUCGACCUAUAAAUCUGUGUGUGAUGAGCGAAUAUAUGGGUUGCAUAUCCUCACCGAACCGGAGUUUCACAGUUUGAACAGGAUGAAAAGCAUACGGCUGUAAAGAUGGGUGGCGAGGAAAAGAAGAAGAAAGACAUAUCCUGUGCAAAAAUGACCUCAAGACCCCAUAGGCAAAAUGUAUGAUGUAUGAUGUCGUUGUGCUUAAGAGCUAAAGGCUUUCGCUCUGCCGGCAAUUAUCCCGAAGCAAGACAAAAUUUCUCCCCGAUCUUCGUGGUGAAUUAGAGCAUUUCAAGUACUACCCGCUUCCACAGCGAGGCGACGUCGCAGUGAGGGCGUUCUUUUCGCACUGGAUAAUUUUUUGGCAUCACAAGUUUUGAAUAUUUUCUUUGCCUGGGUCCACAACGUGGGGGUCGUUUUUGCACAGGAUAGCAAAAGAAGGAGCGGAAGAGUUCCUCCGGGACGUCGUCGACGGAGAAGAAGGACGGCAAGAAGCGACCCGACUCCCCGAGCGCUUCCUCCUCCAAGAGGCCAAGCACGCCGAAACCACUGGCGCUCACGGACGGCACGACGCUCGGCACGAGCAGCAGCAGCCUGGCCCUGAUCCCGCUGCAACGACAGUCCACCACGCUGGUCGAUGACGGUUUUGCCGCGGACUUUACGGACAAAAAGUUCUUCUGCGAGUCCGGCGAGCAAAUGGGCUUUGUGUUCCGCGACAACGUGAUAUCCACGGCAAAUCGAGGCACUUUGAAUAUUACACCAGCACGUCGACGUACAAAUGGUACCUAGUAUACUGUUAGGGUUGAUCGAUCGGGGAAGAUAUUCUACCAGACGACCCAGUACAACGUUUACAUGAUCUCCUGGAUUUUAGGUUAUAUGAAAUUUUGAGCAAAGUGCACUCAUUGUGCGUCGUCGGGCACUGUAGUAAAUAAAGUUUCUCUACUUGCUCUUGCAUACGUCAUUACGAAAGUGGUACCGGGUCGCUGGGCAGACCGUUCGGGGCUGCGCGAGUUCGACGAGAUAGUCCUGAUCCAGACCGACUUUUCCGACGACGAGGUGGUGGAAACGUACGAGCGCAAAUUGGCGUCUGGGGCCGCGGAACUGGUCAAGUUUACCCCCUUCUUGCCCCUGUCGCAGCGGGACAAGAUCAUCCGGCUGAAGCGAAAACCCUCGGUAGGCUUCGUUAUCGCCCGGGGCGUCAACGACAACGAUGUGGACCAGGCCGCCAGAAACAUGCAGGCCGCUUUCCGCGGCAGAAAAGACCGAGACUUCGUGAAGCAAAAGAAAGAGGUAUUUAUUAUUUCAUGAUAUCGCUGCCAAAUACAAAUUGAAAUUAGAAACAGCUUUGCUGCGAUUGAUCUUAAUCGACCUUGAUGAAGAAGUAGAAGAAGUCGUUUGACAAAUCAACAAAGUUUGAAAAUAGAGGUGGUUUAUGAAUGUGGGCAUGAUGCCAUCGUUCUUGUCACGGAAGCAAAGUUUUGCUUUGAGUUUCGCUGCGGAAAGCCAGGAGACCGGAACAAAGCGACCGGAUUCGUGACACGAUCUUCGUAACGAGUUGUAGUACUCUCCUUACGACGCGGAGAGAUGCGUUUGCGUGCUGGAAAUGAAUCGGUCUUGAACUACAGGACCUGAAUUAUUGGGCGUUUUUGCAUCAGCAACAAGGGGCGACCUCUCGCAAAAUUCAAAAAAUUGAGUUCAAAUUUUGUCAGAACUCAGCGUCUAACAGACCGUGUAGCGCUCGCCGGGCCGGGCUGUGCCCUGGGACGCUGCUGGCUGCUUUCUUUAAAGGAAACUCUCCUCCAUGGAACCAUCGCAAAUUUUGAAAAAUCUGGGUCAAAACUUUUCAAAACUUCCCGGCGGCACCUGUCUGCUUCCUGGUGUUGCGAGGUCCGCAGAGUGGAGACGCUAUCCGUUGCGUAUCGCGCGUCUAAAUCUACGUAAAAAACAAGGACAACGCAGUGUUUCAGAAAUGAAAGGCAACAUUUUUCGGUUCGCCCCACUUCUGAUGCGGCCGCUGUUGAGACCACCACCAUCCGGCCUCAAACUUUGAAGCGAAAAAAAGGACCUUUCUCGGCCGGAAUUCAGGGGCUGAACUCUCGCAAACUUCUAAAAAUCGCAGUGAUAUUUUGUUCUGACUUGGCAACAAGCACAAGCUCGCUUAAUAUGCAGCCAUGGUGCGCACUCACGACAGGCCUCAUCUUCAACACGGACAGGCCAGUUCUCAUUUUUCUCCGUGCCCUUCAACAAAUUUGAAGUCUCGCAAAUUUUCAAAAAUCAAGCAAAAAUGAGCGACUUACUUGCGCUAGCGCGUCGGACGUAUGUAGACCACGCUUUGAGAAGUACUUAUUUGCACGCCAUUCCACCGUUUUACCUUUAUUCUAUGUAUAAAACCUGACAGAACACGGUCUGGGGCUGGUUUUCUGCCUGUUGCGGGAUUCUUCAUCAAGACGGCAGUUCACCCUCGAUUUAUCAAAUGUAAAAAUGUCUGGGUCUGGAAGAUUGCGAGGUUUGUCAUGCUUGUCUGGCAUGACCAAAAAGUUUGUGAUGCGUGUCCAAGAAGAGACCCUUUUGCCUGUCAUGCAAAAACGCAGUUUGUCAUGCGAAAAACGUAGCUCAAAGAAGCGCAGAUAUUUCUCAUGCUUGCCUGUGCAUUACAGAGCAUUCAUUAUUCCCAGCGCAGCAUUACAAGUUUCCAGGCCCAGACAUAUUUGCAAUGCAUACGAUUGAUUGUCUAGCGAUUCAUCCGGGGCAGAACCGAGAAAGGGUGAUCCGGAGUCAGUCGCCCCCGCCCCCACUGAUUGAGUACUACCCCCCUUUGGCAAUUGAGGACGCCGUACCGAGUCACAUCUCGCUCCCUAUUGCGGACGAGGAGGACAUGGUGCCCUUCCUCUCAACACCGAGGUACGAGUCCCACCAUGAGGAACAUAUUGCGAGGGACGACGGGGGGAUACUAGCGGUCUUCCGCCAAACCGGGGCGGAGCCGGACCUACCUGAGGAAUAUGAUAACGACGACGAGCCGGGCGAGGACCCUGUCAGCGGUAAUGUGGUGAAUGACAACUAUUCCGAAAAUGAAAGGAAACCUUUUUACAACAAAUCGUCUCCCGAAUUAGUAACCACAUGAUGUAUGAGGAUGAAAUGAAAAGAACACUGCGUCACCUGAGAGUGCGUCGUACGCCUACCCCUUUAUUCCACAUUUUCCAAGAUAAGUUCUCGCAUUUUCGUUUGUCGGACGCAUAAGAAUCUAUGGUAUUGCUCGCCAAAAAAGUACUUACAAAAAGAACUGUCUUCGUCCGGCACCCUGGAGAGUUUUCGAUCUUCG
Messenger RNA from Amoebophrya sp. A120, 3648 nucleotides. The record is from the annotation of a GenBank genome assembly. NCBI's taxonomy places the organism in Eukaryota, Dinophyceae, Syndiniales, Amoebophryaceae.